This is a messenger RNA of Lacerta agilis (Sand lizard), 3441 nucleotides long. RefSeq names its product zinc finger protein 420-like. The transcript is spliced from 10 exons. The coding region runs from base 1 to 3441 and encodes 1146 amino acids. The record is from RefSeq and is a predicted model, not a curated record. Gene Ontology annotation, molecular function: RNA polymerase II cis-regulatory region sequence-specific DNA binding; DNA-binding transcription factor activity. Lineage: Eukaryota; Metazoa; Chordata; Lepidosauria; Squamata; Lacertidae. Gene Ontology annotation, biological process: regulation of transcription by RNA polymerase II.
AUGAAGGGUCUGGAAAACAAGCCUUAUGAUGAGCGCCUGAAGGAGUUGGGAACCUACAGCUUGUUUUGCCUUCUGAACUCCUCAGGAAGGAUGAAAGAGGCUGAUCCUGCAGACCUUGCAAGGAUGGAAGGAGGAAGAUGGACGGUGGACCUGGUCAGGCUAUCUUCUACAACUUUUGAAUGUUCCUUCGCAGGACCCCCAGAGGGAUCUGACUGUGCAAUGGCAUCAGAGCAAGACUCCCUACGAUACCCUGGAGAGGAAGAGAUCACCAUACGUCCAGCUGAGGAAUUGGUGAACAUUGAGGAGGUCUUCAGUUUUACUGACGAGGAAUGGGUCCUGCUGGAUCCAGGACAGAGAGCUCUGUAUGAGGAGGUCAUGCUGGAGAUUCAUGAGAUGGUGGUAUCUGUGGGAGAUGCUUGGGGGAUCCGAAGAGAUGGGGAAGCAUCAGAAGUGGCACCUGAAAGAGCUGAGGAGCAGGAGGAGCAACGGAAACUGCAGUUUCAAGUUGGAGCCAAGAGGGAAGAGGGAAGAGAAAUUCAGAAGGCGGGGAAAGAUUCCACUGCUUCUCAGGUUAAUGGAAACCAAAUCACCAAAGGGGAGAAAAAGUAUGAAUAUAAAGUGUGUGGAAAGAGAUAUCCUUCUCGUUCAAGGCUUACUUCACAUCAAAGAGAGCACUCAGGUGAAAAUCCAUAUGAAUGCUGGGAGUAUGGGAAAAGGUUCAUUCACAGUGAGUCCUUUGCUACGCAUGAAAACACUCAUAUGGGUGAUAAGCCUUAUAAAUGUUUGGAGUGUGGAAAGAGCUUCAGUCGCACAGACUCCCUUACUUUGCAUCAAAGAAGUCACACAGGAGAAAAAACUUACAAGUGUUUGGAAUAUGGAAAGAGCUUCAUUAAGAGUAGCCACCUCACAAGAUAUACCGAGGAGGAAGAGGCGAACGGCAUCCUCCAGACGCAGCACCGCUGCAGCCCUGACCCACUUUCUUCGGUGCUUGGAGUGACGCUGCCACCUUGCAGCGUGGAUGAGGCGCCUGGUUGGCGGGGCACGUGGCUGCUCUGCUUGGAGGAUCUUCUGGACUCCUCGCAGAAGAUCUUCUCCCGUUCUUUCUCCGCAGGCUGUGCAAUGGCAUCGGACAAACAAUGUGGACCCUCCCUACGAUACCCUGGAGAGGAAGCAAUCACCAUGCGUCCAGCUCAGGGAUUGGUGAACAUUGAAGAGGUCUCCUUCAGUGUAACUGACGAGGAAUGGGCCCUGCUGGAUCCAGGACAGAGAGCUCUGUAUAAGGAGGUCAUGCUGGAGAUUAAUGAGAUGGUGGUAUCUGUGGGAGAUGUUUGGGGGAUCCGAAGAGAGGGGGAACCAUCAGAAGUGGCACCUGAAAGAGCUGAGGAGCAGGAGGAGCAAUGGAAAUUGCAGGUUCAAGAGGGAACCAGGAGACAAGAGGGGAGAGAAAUUCAGAAGGCGGGGAAAGAUUCCACUGCUUCUCAUGUUAAUGGAAAACAAAUCACGAAAGGGGAGAAAAAGUAUGAAUGUAAAGUGUGUGGAAAGAGAUUUCCUUCUCGAUCAAGGCUUUGUUGUUGUUCAAUUGUUCAGUCGUCUCUGACUCUUCGUGACCCCAUGGAGCACUCAGGUGAAAAACCACAUGAAGGCUGGGAGUAUGGGAAAAGGUUCAAGCCUUAUAAAUGUUUGGAGUGUGGAAAGAGCUUCAUUGACAGUAACUCUCUUACCCUGCAUCAAAGAAUUCAUACAGGGGAGAAACCUUAUAAAUGUUUGGAGUGUGGAAAGAGCUUCAGUCGGGGUAACACUCUCAGUAUGCAUCAAAGAAUUCAUACAGGGGAGAAACCUUAUGAAUGUUUGGAGUGUGGAAAGAGCUUUAGGCACAGUGCCUCCAUCCUUAAGCAUCAAAGAAUUCAUACAGGGGACAAACCUUAUGAAUGCUUGGAGUGUGGAAAGAAAUUUAGUCGCACAGACUCCCUUAUUUUGCAUCAAAGAAGUCACACAGGAGAAAAACCUUACAAGUGUUUGGAAUGUGGAAAGAGUUUCAUUAAGGGUAGCCACCUCACAAGACAUAAAAGAACUCAUACAAGGGGCAAUCCUUAUAGAUGUUGGGUGUGUGGAAAGAGCUUUAGUCAAAGUGAACAUCUCACUACCCAUCAAAGAACUCACACAGGCAUAAAGCCUCAUAAAUGUCUGAAAUGUGGAAAGAACUUCAAUCGGAGUGGCCAGCUCACUAUACAUGAAAGAACUCAUACAGGCGAUAAACGUUAUAGAUGCUGGGAGUGUGGAAAGAGCUUCAUUGACAGUAACUCACUUACCUCGCAUAAAAGAAUUCAUACAGGGGAGAAACCUUAUAAAUGUUUUGACUGUGGAAAGAGUUUCCGUCAGGGUAACUAUCUCAGUAUACAUCAUAGAAUUCAUACAGGAGAAAAACCUUACAAGUGUUUGGAGUGUGGAAAGAGCUUCAGUCGCAAAGACUCCCUUGCUUUGCAUCAAAGACGUCACACAGGAGAAAAACCUUAUAAAUGUUUGGAAUGUGACAAGAGUUUCGUUCAGAGUAGCCAGCUCACAAGACAUCAACGAACUCAUACAGGGGGCAAACCUUAUAGAUGCUUGGAGUGUGGAAGGAGCUUUAGUGACAGUGACACUCUUACCAAACAUCAAAAAAUUCAUACAAGGGAAAAACUUUUUAAGUGUUUGAAAUGUGGAAAGAACUUCAGUUCCAAAGACUCCCUUACUUUGCAUCAAAGAACUCAUGCAGGUGGAAAGCCUUAUAAAUGCCUCAAAUGUGGAAAGAGCUUCAAUCGGAGUGGCCGGCUCACUAUACAUGAAAGAACUCAUACAGGGGAGAAACCUUAUAGAUGCUGGGAGUGUGGAAAGAGCUUCAGUCACAGUGCUGCCAUUAAUCAACAUCUUACAGUUCAUACAGGGAAGAAACCUUAUAAAUGUUUUGAGUGUGGAAAGAGCUUCAGUUCGGGUUACUCUCUCACUAUGCAUCAAAGAAUUCAUACAGGUGAGGAACCUCAUUCAUGUUUGGAGUGUGGAAAGAGCUUUCGUUACCCUGCAUCCCUUACCGUUCAUCAAAGAACUCAUACUGAGGAAAAGCCUUACAGAUGCUGGGAGUGUGGAAUGAGCUUCAGGGAAAGAAGCCACCUUCGUUCGCAUCAAAGAACUCAUACGGGGGGGAAACCUCAUGAAUGCUUGCAGUGUGGAAAGACAUACAGGCACAGUAGCUCUCUUACCUCGCAUCAAAGAACUCAUACAGGAGAAAAACCUUAUAAAUGCUGCGAGUGUGGAAAGAACUUCAUUGACAAUAGCUCUCUUCGCUCACAUCAAAGAAUUCAUACAGUGGGGAAAGCUUAUAAAUGCUUGGAGUGUGGAAAGAGCUUCAGUCAGAGUGGCUACUUUAAUCGGCAUCUAAGAACUCAUACAGGGGAAGAAACCAUUUAA